UAAAUAAACCUCAGGCCAUGGUUCUUCAUUGGUUCCUAGCUGGAUAAAUCGAAUUUUUUUUGUGAGGGGGGGCAUGCUUCUCCUGCAAUUUCACCCUCGCUCGACUAUGUGGUAACGCCACUCAUUCGAUUCCUCAUCUCGAGAGUGAGCUUCUGCGGUCCCAAGAACGUUACUAAAGAGGGAUGCACGCCGUUUGAACAAGUCAGUUGCAUCUACAGCUUCAUUGUGAAGCUUGGCAGUGAAGGGAGCCAGUUGCACUUUUGAUUGUUUGUCCUCUACAUUUAUAACCUCUUCAUCGACACAUUUGGUCUGUUUUUGUCCAGCCAGCGAGGAAGUAGCCUACGACUGUACCUGAAAGAAUUUAGGGGGAAACGCUGCGAAGCGUGCCUCGACAUUCUUACGAUCUGUGAGGUUGUUGAGAGGACGUUGGUUCCACUCCGGGUUCAGUGUGUUUGUGAUCCGGUGAGUGAGACCGUUGCCGGGCUUACAAGGGAUGAAACCGGAUGGGGUUGCCAUGGAGCCCACAGAAGCCGUAGGAGCCGAGCCCUCGGCCCAGGGGAUGGCCACUCACGAGAUUCCCACCCAGCCAGCGCCUUCAACUUCCCCGUCUUCUCCAUCACAGCCCGAAGACAUCCAAAACACCACGGCGCAGCCUGAAAACCCCACAGCACCCCCUGCAUCCAAGGAGGUCAAUGGGGCCAAUGGCAAGGCAGCAGCUGACCCCAAACCCAAGGCUAAGACGGUGGGCUUGGCUAAACCACGGCCAGGCACAGCUGGCACCAAGACCGCAACGGGUCCGGCAUCAGGACCCAGCACCUCUCGUCCGGGCACGUCCCCAAGCCACAUGGCCAAUGGAUUAAAGUCCUCAGCCAGUGACCUGGCCAAGAAAGCCGCUUUGGACAAAAAGAGAACCACCACUAUAGCUGGAGCACCGGCUGCAGCCACAAAGAGGUCCGUGGCUUCCACUGUCAAGACCCAAACUAAGGUAGCUGUCGGAGUCCCCAGGUCCACCUCUGCUACCAGGCCAACCAACACUACACGGACUGCGGCAACGGGGCCUGGCACUCCAACGAGGAGACCUCCAGCUGCUGGGCCCAUUAUUGGGGCUGGGGCCAGACCCAAAACCACAGCUUCCAGACAUGCUGCCCCCAAGCCUUCCAGCACUUCAGCUGCGGCCAAACCCGAUAGGACACUGGUUUCCAAGACAACCAGGCCUGCCACUGGUCACACUGGACUGUUGAUGGGCGCAUCCAAGCCAGCCGCUGCCGGCUCCAGCAGACCUGCAGCUUCCAGAGUCGGCACCACAGCCCCCUCUACUGGCAGGAUUACCACAGCGCAGGCACCCAAACCUACAGGCCCUGCCAAGAAAGAUGUCAGCAGACCAGCAACCACUACCGCAGCCAGAAAGCCGGUAACAUCCGCCACUACCAAAACGACCAAACCUGACCCCCCUAAAGCGACUGCAGCCUCCAGACCCGAGCCCGCCUCCAAAAGGCCCCAUCCCACCAAGGCGGCAGACACCAAGCCAGCCCGCCCUAAAUCACAGGAACCCAAGCCCCUGCCCACACGUAAAGCCCCUCCCACCACGCGGCCCCCUGCCACACGUCAGCCCCAGGGCAAGACCCCCCCUGCCUCCCCCAGCAACAAGCCCGUGGGCAGCACCACCCCCCAGUCGGUCAAACGAGCCUCCAAACCAACCCAGUCUGUCCUGCCCUUCACUGCCAGACCUGGAGCUCCCAAGUCUGCAGCCAUACCAGCUGCAGCAGCUGUGGCUGCUACUGCAGCAGCUGCCGUGGCAACAGUCGCCAUGACAGCCGCAGCAGAGCCCGAAGUGGCAGCUUCAGAAGUCCCAGCACCAGUGUCUGUGUCUUUGCCAGCAGUGGCCCUGGAGUCCAGAGAAGAGGUUUCAGCCCCAACUCCUCAGGAUACUACUUCUCCAUCUCCACCACAGAGCCCACUCAGGCUGGCUCCUGCUCCACCACAGGACUCACUAGUCACUGUUGCCCAUGAGGAGAGGUCUGAACGACCAGAGACUGUCCCAGCAGCCCCGACACAGCCAGCACCAGACCAGACCUUACACCAGGACAUCCCCACAGCAGUGGCUAGGGCUACACCCAGCCCUCUGGAUGCCUCAGAGAAAACCCAGCUCAACAUGGAUGAAGAAGAGGACGAGGAGAGGGAGGGCAGCCAGCAGGUGUCUGUGUCAGAAAUGAGCGGCUCCCAGCCCACGGAAGAGUCCAGGCCUGGCUCAGCCGGCCCUGCGGGUUCAGGGUGGCGUGCAGGCGGCGCCCUGCUAUCGGAGCUGGACUCUGAGGUGAGCUGCAGCCAGCAGGGGGCGUCGGAGCUGAGCGCCCCGGGCGUCCUGGAGGGCACAGAGAGCAUGGAUGAUCUAGGAGACGCCAGUCUGAAGGGUGCCAUCGACAUGGAGGGCAUGUCUGCCUCGGCCGGCUCGCCUGACUUCGAGAAGGUGCCCGACAUCCCGACCAAUGAUUUUGAUGACUACGAUGAAGACGGAGACCGGGUGUGCGACAUGGAGGUGGGUUCUGAACGGGCGGAUGACCCGAGACGAGUGAGGCGCGACGAGGAUGAGGAUGAUGAUGUGGAGAUGGCCAGUGAGGGGGUGACUGAGAGCGGGCUGGAGAGCUACGGGAAUGCAGACGAGGAUGACUUUGCGGAGGAUGAGAGACUGGACAACCUGAACCAAGCCCUGCCUGCCCCGCUGCUGCCUUCUGCCCAGUGGGACCAACCCAACCCCAACUCCUUUUGUGACCCCUGGGCCCAGCCGCACCUCCAGGCUGCCUCAGCUGCCCCCCUGCAGACCCCUACCAGCCCCUCAGACCCCUGGCAGGCUGAUAUGGAGCCACCCACCCGGCACUCCGCUCAGCCCUGGCUGCAACUGGCUGCCACACCAUUUGUUCCAGCUCUACAUGAGCCCUCGCACCAGCCUGCCCCUGCAUCUCCACUUGAGAUAGAGACCCUAGCCCCAUUGCACUCCCUGUCCCCCAUAGCUGCCUCCGGCCACGGCAUGUCACACUCCAGCACCCUAAGCCCUACGGAGCUGGCUGUCCGCAGCAGCGAGACCAGCACACCAGAGGAGCUCUGUGACUACAACAGCAGCUCCGGGGUGGAGUCCCGCUCUGAGGGGGGGAAGCUCCACACCCUGCCUGCCGCCCUGGCCCCCGUGCUCUCCCUCCAGCCUGAAUUUGAGGACCUGGGCAUCCACCUGGAGAGAGAGGAGAGAGAGGGGGAGGUGGGAGAGACCCUGCCAGCCAACGAGGUCCUAUGGGACCCCGCCACAGCACCCACGUCCAACCCCUCGUCGUCCUCCACCACGGAGGAUGAGGCCAGCGACACAGAGGGCGAGGCCCAGCUGGACGAGCUGGGCCAGUGCAUCCACACUGCCACCUUUGACAGCAAGCCCGGCGCUCAGCGCUGCCUGUCUGCCCUGGAGGAAGGGGAGGAGACCAGUGGAGGCGCAGAAGAGGGCGGAGACACCCCCCAGUCUGCCAACUCGGCGGCAUCCUACGCCUAUGACAUGACGGCGUCCAACACCAACUCCAAUAACCACUCCACGGCUGAGAGCUGUGCUGAGAGCUGCGCCAAGAGCCCUGGCAUCUUCUCCCUGGAGGAGCUGCCUGAGGAGGCCAAGGACCCGUCACUCAUCCAGGAGCUGACCAUGCCGCCGCCCCAGCAACAGGCUGCCUCGGCAGACUCCCUUCUAGUCUCCAACCCAGAGGAGCAGCAGUACAUGUUGUGUGGGACGCUUGAGACAGAGCUAGGGGACACGGGGGAUCUGAAACCCCUGGACCCCGCGCUGUUCGUGGCCCCCCAGCAGCCCGGGGAGGGCCCCCGUGUCACCCAACCGCCCUACUACUCCACUGUCUGUGAAAACACUGAGAACUCUCUCACAGGGCUCAACGUGCUCCCCCAGCCACACUACCGCCGCGACCACCACCCCAACCCCCACUGUGACAUCUUGACCCCACCCAGGCUGACCUGUGCUGACCUGCCCCCCCGGAGCCCUCGCCUGCAGGCCAGCCCCCAGCUCCGCAGACUGGAACGGCACCAGCAACAACUACUAGAACUGCAGCAACGCAGAGAACAGCAGGGAAAACCCAAAGAAGAAAAGGACGACGAGGCGAGGAAGAAGACGGAGAAGAAGAAAAAGGAGGCGGAGCAGCAGGAGGAGGAGAAGCUGAGGAGGGAGGAGCUGAAGCAGAGGCAGCAGAUCAUGCGGUGGCAGCAGGAGCUGGAGGAGCAGGCGCAGCAGGAGCUGGAGGAGCAGGCACAGCAGACGUCACCGCAACAACAGCCCCAAAAAGGUCAAGCAACAGUGCUGCUUUCGCCUUCUUCUGGUCUCCAUACCAUUUAUGAAGCCCUGGAGAGUGACGAAGAGGGGAAGGAAAUUGAGGUUAAUGUCCAGCUCGAACAACGCGAAGAAGCCCCGCUGGAGAAAGAGGUUGACAGUAACAGUGACCGUCGAGAGGUAUUGGAUGAGGACGGAGCUGAUAGCAACUCCACCUCCACUCUCAGUCCCUCUCCAGACUCCCCCGAGCAGGAAGAGUCCCGGGACGCCUCCCCAGAAUGCCCCCCUCCCCUGGACCUGGACUGGGGGAAGAAAGUUGACAUUGUCCAGCAGCUGAUCAACCAGACCUUGCUGCUGACGGGCGACGGCUGCUCCUCCCUGCUCCUGCUGCCCGGAGGCACCUUGAGCCCCCUGGAGGCCAGCCUGUGGCCCAACCUGCUGCCCCCCCUUACCCCUCCCUCAGCCACGGUCACGUCGGUCAGCAGCUUCUCCCCGGAGGCCCCCGGCCAGUCCCCCCAGGGUGAGUGGACAGUGGUGGAGCUGGAGACACACCACUGAGGGAUGUAGAGUGUGUGUGUGUGUGUGCACACAGUGAAGACUCGCCACAAAUGGUCGCACACACUGCUCCACAAUAUUAUUCAAGGUCUGUCAGUCACAUCACUGCUGUACACAACACUACUUUGACUCUUACACUGUAACACCACCACUUUUACCUCUCCUUACCAUUCAACAGCACUGAAAAUACAACACUACUGUUUGAUACACUGAACUUACACCUCUGUAUUUUCAAACAUGAUACCUUUUGAAUGGGUGGCAAAGGACACUGACACCACGGUCAUAUCAAUCACAGACUGAAUCACACUGGAAUUUUACACCUCUCUCUCAUGCCAAAACUAUGUUAGGUUACACACCAGCAGUCCCAGAGAGCUACUACCUUGAUUAGACUGGUUCACUGAGGCUUCUCGGACAGCUAUUUGGGUAGAAUAGUGACAACUUGUUAGCCAUUGUCCAUUUUACUGAAGCUAAAACUACUGGAUUUUAACAUUUAUUUAACCUUUUAUUCAACUAGGCGAGUCAGUUAAGAACAAAUUCUUAUUUACAAUGGUGGCCUAGGAACAGUGGGUUAACUGCCCUGUUCAGGGGCAGAACGACAGAUUUUUACCUUGUCAGCUCAGGGAUUCGAUCUUGCAACCUUUCGGUUACUAGUCCAACGCUCUAACCACUAGGCUACCUGCCGCCCCAGCUAGCCUCACACACGCAAUAUGUUUUGAUUGGGGGGGGGGUCCUAGGUGGUUCAGUUCACACUGAAGAUGUUGCACUACUGACUUGGUUUAUGAUUAUUGGUCUGAAUUACUGAUGGGGAAAAACUGCACUUGGACUAGACCAGUACCCUAUAAUGAUCACCCUGAACCUGUCACUCACUCAAUGCCUGCUUAGCUUUGUGCUUCAAAACUGCUUGAUUUACUCUAGAGCAGCAAAUCAUAGAAAUAGAAUCCCUAGAACAGUCACAGGAUCCCCCUUCCAAUUGCUGAGGGCCUUUAGCCUUUCUAGGGAUUCUAUUUCUAUGGGCCAAGUUCCUGUGUUUCUCUGACAUCAAACCAGAGGCCUUCCACCAGCUGAGGUAAAACACUGGUUGGCCGUAUCUGUUAGAGUCGAUAAAUAACCUUAUUCUAUGAUGAAUGCCACCAUUUCAGGGUGGUAUUUCACCAAGCAGGAUCUAUCUUGUGAUCCAGCUUAGUGAAAUACACCUGGGUGCUAAUGAAAUGGAUUGUUUCUGUUGCAUGCUACUGCUGACUCCGAUGAAGGCCACCGGAAAUAUCAGUUUAUUUUUUUUCAGAAGCGUUCACCUUUUUGUUCUGAAGACUUGGCCCCAUAUCCUGGGUGGUUUUCCUCAUGUUUAGUCUUGUUUCUGUGGUUACGGAUGAUGUCAUGAUGGGGGUGGGAGUGGUCAUGACAUUGAUACGAGGUAAUGGAGAAAUUAAUAGGUAAUUGAAGAGGGUCAGAGUGUAAGAAAACACAAAGACUAUUGAGUAGAUUACUCUGGGGAUAUAACCGGUUCUUAUGUGAGGCUGCUGGGUCCUAGCCUGGUCCCAGAUCUAUUGGUGCUGACCAUCUGCCCAACUCCUAUGGUAGUUUGGUGUGAUGAAGACCAUAGGCGUUGGGCACAUGGUCAGCACCAACAGAUUGCCAAGAUGACACAAACCGAUUUGGGACCAGUCAUGGGUUUUUGCGGGUUAAUAUUGGGGUUAGUCAUGAACUAUAUUUGAAGGAUGGUGGUACAGAGUUAACCUUGUGGAUGUGUAUAUGUGUGUGUCUGGGUGGAAAGGUACUGCAUGUGAAGACAACAAUUUGCAUUACCUCAGUGGAUUGUGAAUAUAGUAAAUGAGUAUGUCCAUUAAGCCUAUAAUAUGGAUUUCUAGAGCGUUUUGAAAAUGGAUUUAUUGCGCCGUGUACCUUCAGUUUGAAACCUGAUCUGACAUGAGUCAAACACUGUCUUUACUAUUAGGGUACUUGUGUUCAAAUGGGGACUUGCAUUAAGCCUCACUGAAGUUGAUUUUCGAACUGGAGUGUCAUCUAUUUAGCAGAAACAUGGAUUUUGUAAUUGUGGUUGAACUUUGAGCCCUAAGGACAGUCCACUGUGUGGGGCAACGAUCCUGGAUGGACAGAAACGGGUGGUUGUCCCAACAAUGGGUUGGGAUGAAGAGCUGUAAACGCUGAGACACACCUUCAUAUACCAUGGGGUUGGACUCGACUGUUGAUACAACCACUCUGCUGUGAGGCCAGGGCUAGUAGAUACUAUAGGUAUCUGGAAAUCAAACCCUUUUCCACCAUAGGCACAGCAUGCAAGGGCCUUUUUUUUGUUUUUUUAAAUUAUUUUUUUAGAGAAAUGGUAGCUAGAUUCUCCAGUGUCUUUUUCAAGCCGUUUCCAUGUGUAGCCAAGUGGCUGCCAUUUUCUAAGGCAGUUUGGUACAUUCCGAUUUGAGGGCUCUGCCACUUCUACUCCAAAAUCCCAAAGCGACUCGCACAAGGCAUCGGUCAAAGCUGGACUUUAUCUCGUGUUUUUAAAUGUAGUGUUUUGUAUAUUGUUAGUGUAUAGUAUUACUGAAAGGGGAGGCUCAGAUCAUUUAUUGCAAUGACGUGAACCCACUGGAUUUUUAUUUUGUACUGUAGAGAAUAUUUUAAAGUACAGUAGAUGAGAGGUGACAUUAUUUAUAGAUUUAAAGCAGAUCUUGUUUUAGAAAAUGAAGGUUAAUGAUUGUAGCUGUAAUGGUUUAUUUAAAUUCCAAGAUGUGACCUUUGAACUUCUGUCAGCACUACACUUGUAGACCUUUUUUUCUUUUGUUUGUAUGUUUUGCCUGCAUUUCUUAAAGAUCUUUUCAGUAGUUAUCAGGGGAUAUGAAGUGAAUAGGUCGUGUUCAAUGCUUCCAUGAACACGCUUUGGUACAUUUUUGUAUUUUAUGUAACUGAUCAAAUGGUCUACAAACAUGCACGUCUAGCUGGUGUAGAAAUUACACUGUAGUAAAAUACAAUAUCAUGCAAGUUACAGAACUAUCACACCCAAUGGACAUGUCUGGGAAUCACUAGUACUGAAAGAUGUGGAAUCUUCCCCUCUUUUUGUAAAGUUCUGUAAUUUUAUUUUAAAAUGAAGGGAAACCCCAUUCUAAUUCAUGUCUAUUUUUGUUGAAAUGAGGUUGGCAUUUUGACAUUGUGGAGUUCAAAUUACGGCAGCUCGUUUAAAUACGUAAUUCCUUGAGGUUCUGUGACUUUGUGAAGGACUAAUGUGUUUGUCAAUAUUUCAAUGCAUUUUAUUUAGAGAAAAUAAAAUGAUUUUCUUUUGC
Messenger RNA from Salmo salar (Atlantic salmon), 8145 nucleotides. RefSeq lists its product as uncharacterized. NCBI's taxonomy places the organism in Eukaryota, Metazoa, Chordata, Actinopteri, Salmoniformes, Salmonidae. The record is from RefSeq and is a predicted model, not a curated record.